Meloidogyne enterolobii is the source of this 642-nucleotide messenger RNA. The record is from the annotation of a GenBank genome assembly. Lineage: Eukaryota; Metazoa; Nematoda; Chromadorea; Rhabditida; Meloidogynidae.
AUGAAGGGGAAGAGGAACAAAAAUGAAAUAAAAGAUGUAGCCGCCGAGGAGGAUGAAAAUGACGAAAAUUAUUAUGAUUUAAAUUUGGAUGAAAGAGAAAUUUAUGAUAAAGAAAAUAUAGGAAAUGAGCGUUUACAUUUUAAUAAAAAAUUAUUUAUUUGCAAACUUGAACAAGUCAGUGGAAAUUGUUUGGCUUUAAUUGAACGUUGGUGGUAUGAUAUUGAGAUAGGCCAAUGCCAGAAUUUCACUUAUGGCGGCUGUGAUGGUAACGAAAACAAUUUUAAAACUAAAUUAGAAUGUCAACAAACUUGCAAACUUGAACAAGUUGUUGGACCUUGUAGGGCAGCAAUACCACGUUGGUGGUAUGAUAACGGUGAAUGUAAGGAAUUCAAAUACGGCGGUUGUAAGGGUAACGAUAAUAAUUUCAAAACCCUUCAAGAAUGUCAACAAACAUGCAACAAUAAUGUGUGUGACCUUGAAAAGGACCCUGGACCUUGUGAUGCUUUAUUCUCCCGUUGGUGGUACGACAAAGGCGAAUGCAAGAAAUUUGACUACGGUGGCUGUAAAGGUAAUGGAAAUAAUUUCAAGACUAAGAAGGAAUGUCAAGAAAGAUGCCAAGUUUACGCAUACAAAAAGAAAUAA